GAGCGUGUUGGUAUUUGGUGCCUCUGGUGGAAAAGAUUCAACCGUCCUCGCUUAUGUAUUAUCAGAGUUAAAUCGUCGGCAUAAUUAUGGCCUCGAUCUCUUCUUAUUGUCAGUUGAUGAAGGGAUUACCGGUUAUAGGGAUGAUUCACUUGAAACGGUCAAAAGAAAUGAAAUUCAGUAUGGGUUACCUUUGAAGAUUGUUUCCUACAAGGAUUUGUAUGGAUGGACAAUGGAUGAGAUUGUAAAGAUGAUCGGUUUAAAGAAUAAUUGCACUUUUUGUGGUGUUUUCCGUCGUCAGGCCCUUGAUCGAGGUGCUGCAGUGUUGAAAGUAGACAAGCUUGCUACUGGACAUAAUGCAGAUGAUAUUGCUGAAACGGUUCUUUUGAAUAUACUGCGAGGUGAUAUUGCUAGAUUGAGCAGAUGCACUUCAAUAACAACUGGUGAAGAUGGACCAAUUCCAAGAUGCAAGCCUUUCAAGUACACCUAUGAGAAGGAGAUUGUUAUGUAUGCCUAUUUCAAGAGGCUGGACUACUUCUCAACUGAAUGUAUAUAUUCUCCCAAUGCAUAUCGUGGUUUUGCUCGUGAGUUCAUUAAAGAUUUGGAGAGAAUCAGACCCAGGGCCAUACUUGACAUCAUCAAAUCAGGGGAGAAUUUCAGAAUCUCCACUUCCACAAAAAUGCCAGAGCAGGGCACAUGUGAACGUUGUGGUUACAUUUCGAGCCAGAAAUGGUGUAAAGCCUGUGUUUUGCUUGAGGGACUGAACCGGGGUUUGCCCAAGCUAGGCAUUGGUCGAAGUCAAGGCAUUGAUAAUGAUGGCAGGAAGGAUGUGAAAGACAACCAUGGAACAAAGAAUAUUGAGAGCAAGCAAUGUGGAACUCUGGAUUUCUGAUACAAUCUGCUGUAUGAGUUAAAAGAGUACAAAAGCAGAGUGUAUUGAGAAUGAGAUGGGAAGAAUUGAGUGGUAAAGGGAACAUUAUGUAGGCAGGAAGCAAGAUUUUUUUUUUCCCGCAAUGUUUUUGUAUUCCAAUUUAUUUAGCAAUAUUUUGAAAUUUGUACCUUCUGAUUUUCUAUAAGCUUGCUUCAAUGUGAUACGAGUUAUGCAUCUGAACUCAA
Jatropha curcas is the source of this 1113-nucleotide messenger RNA. The record is from RefSeq and is a predicted model, not a curated record. NCBI's taxonomy places the organism in Eukaryota, Viridiplantae, Streptophyta, Magnoliopsida, Malpighiales, Euphorbiaceae.